This is a messenger RNA of Caretta caretta (loggerhead turtle), 4757 nucleotides long. It is a transcript of the gene CASQ2, whose product is annotated as calsequestrin 2. Gene Ontology annotation, molecular function: calcium ion binding. Lineage: Eukaryota; Metazoa; Chordata; Testudines; Cheloniidae. Gene Ontology annotation, cellular component: Z disc; sarcoplasmic reticulum lumen. The record is from RefSeq and is a predicted model, not a curated record. Gene Ontology annotation, biological process: regulation of cardiac muscle contraction by regulation of the release of sequestered calcium ion.
GUAAGGUAUCCAGGGCUUGGCCUCGCAGCUUCUCCUGUCUGUCUCUUUGUCUUCAGCCCAGGACUGCAAAGUUUGCUGCUUCCCACUGGCCUGGAUUGAUCAUUAGGAAGGCAGAGGAAAUAUACACUCAGUCCAAACUUCACCCUGAGACUCUGGUUUCUGCUGGCUCUUUUUCCUUCCCUUCUCAGAUAUAUAAGAAAAGACACCCCACACUAUCUCCCAAUGAAGAUAGCUUGCUGGCUACUGGCAGGUUCUUACCUGUUCUUCUGCUGCAGGGCUGAAGAGGGACUGGACUUCCCCACCUACGAUGGGAAGGAUCGGGUGUUUGACCUGAACGAGAAGAACUACAAGCAGGCCCUGAAGAAGUAUGACGUGCUCUGCCUACUCUUCCAUGAGCCUGUGGGCUCUGAUAAAGUCUCUCAGAAGCAGUUCCAGAUGACAGAGAUGGUACUGGAGCUGGCUGCCCAGGUCCUGGAAACGAAAGGUUUCGGCUUUGGGUUUGUGGAUUCCAAGAAAGAUGCAAAACUAGCCAAAAAGCUGGGUUUGGAUGAAGAAGGAAGCCUCUAUGUCUUCAAGGAGGAGCGCAUGAUUGAAUUUGACGGGGAACUGGCUGCAGAUGUCUUGGUUGAAUUCCUCCUGGACUUGCUGGAGGACCCCGUGGAAAUCAUCAACAGCAAGCUGGAGCUACAGGCCUUCGACCGCAUUGAGGAUGAGAUCAAACUCAUUGGCUACUUCAAAGGAGAAGACUCUGAACAUUACAAGGCAUUUGAAGAAGCAGCAGAACACUUCCAACCAUCCAUCAAAUUCUUUGCCACCUUUGACAAAGGGGUUGCAAAGAAACUAGCUCUGAAGCUGAAUGAGGUGGAUUUCUACGAGCCAUUCAUGGAUGAGCCAGUUCAUGUCCCCGACAAGCCUUACACGGAAGAGGAGCUGGUUGAGUUUGUGAAGGAGCACAAAAGAGCCACCCUGAGGAAGCUGCGUCCAGAAGACAUGUUUGAGACCUGGGAGGAUGACCUGGAUGGAAUCCACAUUGUGGCCUUCGCCGAAGAAGACGACCCGGAUGGCUUUGAGUUCCUGGAGAUUCUGAAACAAGUCGCCAAGGAGAACACCGACAAUCCUGACCUUAGCAUUGUGUGGAUCGACCCUGAUGACUUUCCUUUGCUCAUCACCUAUUGGGAGAAGAUCUUCAAGAUCGACCUAUUCAAGCCACAGAUCGGGGUGGUAAAUGUCACAGAUGCAGACAGUGUUUGGAUGGAAAUCAAGGAUGAUGAUGACCUGCCCACAGCGGAGGAGCUGGAAGACUGGAUAGAGGAUGUGCUCUCUGGGAAGAUAAACACGGAAGAUGACGACGAUGACGACGACGACGACGACAAUGAUGAUGAUGACGACGACGACGACGACGAUGAUGAUGAUUAGAUUUGAUUCUGUACAGUUUGUCUUCCGGACAGUGAGCCAUUUUCACUUGCGGCAGGUUGCUGUGCCUCCUAAACGGCUGUCCCUCCUCCUCGGCCUUAUGAAGACUGUUUCCAGCGGUCACAGAACACCCAUCUCCUCCUCCUUUCCCAUCCCUCCUGCUCCCCACGCCAAAAAAACACCUUGGCCUGGUUUCCAGAGGUUCUGCACACCCCCAGCUCUCAGUGAAAUCAGCGACAGCUGCAGAUGCUCAGUACUGCUGAAAAUCAGGCCUCAUCGGUAUGGACAACAGAAAUCUGCAGGGAAUUUCCCCUGACGUUUUUGUGAGUUACUGCUGGGUAGUGGGUAAAUGGUAGAGGGCCUUUCUUCAUGCCACCAAAGGGCAUGGGGAACUAAUUUCUAUUGCCAUGAUAAUCGGCCUCUUACAUUUUAAGACCUAAUCUCAUUGUAAGACAUCAGGAAGGUCACUGAAAAAUAUUGCCAAUCUCAUUAAACAAAACAUCCUUCACAUCUGCUCAGCUAAACAGCACAGCAGAGACCACAGUAUCCCACAAACUCUGCUCUGGGUGUCUGGUACUUCUUCACUGAUGACAUCAUAAACACCGUGGGGUGUUUUGUUUUGUUUUUUAAGGAUGGUAGUUAAGAUCUCAAUUAUCUGUAUAAUGAAAGAAUAUUCCCUUUGUGCAGAGCUGUGCAAAAAAAUUGCACCCAAACUCAUGAAACCUGCCUGGAUUGGUGUGUCACUGCAGGCUCCAAACUCAGGCAAGGUUGGUAAAAGCGUAGAAAUCCGGAUGGGUCAGAACAUCAGGUCUGAAAGCUCCUGAGGAGUUCAGAUCAAGGUCUGAAUCCAAACUCUGAGGUUCAGACCCAAAGGACUGAAAUGAAACACUGAUUCCUGACUCCAGAGCUUUGAGAUAAUUCAGAUCUGAACUCUACCACUCUGAUACAUCUGUAUGAUGGGUGGAACCAGAGCACUAUAUACGACCUACCUGAAUUUUGGGGAAGUUUGCAUCCACAUCUGAAUCUGGAUCUGAACUUUCUGGCUUAGGCCCAUCUCUUCUUUUAAGGGAUCCUUAGCUGAUUUAUUGUUGGGCAUUGAGAUCACAUGAAAUACACAACUGGAAAUUACAUACAGAGGCUCACCCUGCCACACGUGGAGAUCAAAAGAAACAUUCAUAGUACUCCACCCUAAAGCCCUCCCAUUCCAUAUGACUGUACAACCCUAGAGUCCUCUGAACUUUAUUCCUGCAUGGCAUCUUUUCCAGUGAACAAAUUGUCAGCCGGGGACAGGUCUGUUCAGCUUCAUUAGACAAACUCAUUGGAUGAAUAAUUUUGGUGUGGUAACCAUCAGUGAAAGGAUCAAAUUGUCUGGCUUUUAAGUAGUCGUGGGACUGGGUUUGAAAGUUCUAUUCCACAUAAAUGUUCACACAUCCCUUAGUACUAAGGGUGCAGCCUCUUUUGGCUGCAGACUCUAGUCUAAAGUACAUCACAGCAUUCAUUUGCAGUCAAAGGGUCACUCACAAUAGGGGUCAGAAACUUGAUCUAGCAGAAUGCAGGGCCAUCCAUGAGAAAUCCACACAUAAACCAACGUGACAUCUUUAGGGCUCAUGGAUUUCCCUCACCUGUAGAUUUCAAUUGUCCUGCUUUAUUAGGUUUUAGUGCAAGAGAAGGACAAUCUGAGGACAUUCUUACCCUUAGGAAGUAAUCCUCAAAUUGUCUUGCCUUUUUAGCUUAGUUAGGGUCUGUUUCUUCUCUCUUACUAGAGAUACAGAGCCUUAUGAUCUUGUUUACACUGGGGCAAGUCAGAAGUAACUAUUGAAGUCAAUGAAAUUAACACCGAUGUAAAACUGGUGGAGGUGAGAUGAGAAUCAGGACUCAUUGGGUCACUGUAUUAAUGUGAAUUAGCCCAACAAGAGCUAAGAUUUACACUCCAGAAACUGCCUCUGUCUAAGUGAACUGCAAAGCAAAAUUUUAUAGCGCUAUCUAUAUCUACAUAUAUCUAUAUACCUGCCCUUUCUUGCUUCUGUCCCAAAGGUUUAAAAUACGUGUGUGGGAGGGGGGCCUGGGGGGGGAUUUUCUAUGUACAGUAUUAACAUUUGGAACAUCAAGCGCUCACUUCCCUUUCCGUUCUAGAAGACUUGGUGAGAUCUUUGGAGGACUUGAAGGAUGAUGUCACUCUAGGCUGUGCUGCGAGCUGUCUCCUGCUUUCUUACUGCUUCCUGGAAAGGGGGUGCUAAGUCUUAACCCUUCUCCCAUUGGUUGAGGUGAAGGGGAGUCACAGCUCUGUCUACAGCCACCAGAGAUGAUCUUAUGGUUCAGGCUCUCCAGAGUUCUGCCCAAGAUCCUCCAGCACAGAGAGGGAUGUGAGGAUCUGGGAUGCCUCGUGUAAAUAGCAAGCAGGAUUUUUCUUGUAAAUUUGAGGUCAUCUUUAUGCAUUGUAAAGUGCAGGAAAGGGUAAAGCCAACAUUUUUCAGUCUCUCUUCUCAGUUCACCACUAAGGGACAGAUCCUGCUUGCAUCCUCAUGUGGGAAGACUACCAGCUUUGCCUUCACCUUGGGGCUACACACAUGAGUAAGACAAGCAGGGUUUCACCCUUCCUGGCUAAUCAGAAGGGUUUGCAGUUUACAAGGAAAUAAAGAUCCCAUGCCUUUUUGUCCUCACCAUUCACAACACUACUGCAACCCCUGUUAUAAUCCCUGUUACAAAACACAUUUUAGUUAUUUAUACUAUUUCCUGAUGGGCUUCUCUCUCUCUGAAAUUAUGACCCGUUCUCAGGAGCCGUUUGAGUGACGCAGUUGAGCAGUUCUUUGAUUGGCCUGAACUGGCUCAUGGAAGGAUAAUUCCAACAUGAAUAGACACUGAAACACUGAUUUGUAAUCUGAAAGUAUAAUUAAUUUAUGGGAACAUGAAGAAAAACAAAUCUGUUAUUUUAUCCCUUCCCGGCCAUUAUCACUAAUGGGACAUCCCAGAUGCUCCCUAGCUUUCUGCAUGCCUCUUUUCAGUGCCUUUUCUGCUCUAAGGACUUGGCUACAUUAGGUAUAUUUGCAUCAUUAGCUACACGGGUGCAAACCUCUCCCGUAGAUGCACUGUGCCAGUGUAAAACGGAGUGAGUUGCAUUUGUGCAAGCCCCACCUACCAUGUGUCUUGCUGUAUGGGUAAAGCUACACUGAUACAAAAAGGCAUUUUAAAGCAUCAGGCAAUAUUUAUUUUGGGAAAAGGGGCCCUUAGAACAUGGAUGCGUUCCAUGCAGAAACUGAUGGGUGAUGUUGUAUCCUGUGCUGCGGGGUUUCAGUGCUUCAUAAAUUGGACUAGAAAGCUUUUCUUUGUAUUAUAAAAUAAAAGUU